AUGUUUCUGGAUGUCUUGCAUUUGUUGUUUUUAUUUUCAUCAGUUAAUACAAAGUUUGUGGUGUUUUUCAUUACAGAGUUGACAAAAAGAGUAAAAAAAUACUUGAACCCAUUUCUAAGGCAGUGGAAGCAUUCUCCAGCAACCCAUUACAGUGUAAGCUUGACCUCAGUUACUAAUGAAAAAAACAUCCUUCAGGCAAAUAGGAGAAAAUGGGAAUUCUCCGAGACAAAGGUGCAUUUGCCAGAGCUAAACCAUCUGCCUGAGCUGAGAGGAGUGGAAGUGUGGCAUCCCAGAUAUCUCAAAAAGGAAAAUAAGACCAUUUCAGAGUCCCAUGUUGCCUCCCUUGCUGCUAUUGACCUCCAUACCCCAAGUCUGGCCUCACAGCAGCUGUCAGGGACUUUAAUGCCUGAGGCAUCAGAAGGCAGCUUCCCAAGAGCUGAGCACUAGCCUCAUGGAGAAGAUCACACCUACCUGUAAAAAGGUGGGCUCUCAUUUCUGCUGUCUAGCUUUAAUUUCUGCAUGCACAUGGUAUGUACAAGCAAAUUAUGUUGCCUCUGCCUUUUUUAUUUGCUUAAUAGAUUCCUACCUUUUUUUACAAAAACCUUCCCAGAGCCUCCUCAUGGCUUUCAAAUGGAUAGUUUUGUGUAUGCUUGGCAUUGGUGUUGGAAAUUACACAGCUCAUG
Molecule: messenger RNA, 683 nt
Organism: Neopsephotus bourkii (Bourke's parrot)
Lineage: Eukaryota; Metazoa; Chordata; Aves; Psittaciformes; Psittacidae
Product: cyclin-dependent kinase-like 2
Exons: 4
Coding region: 1-447 (148 amino acids)
Source: RefSeq, a predicted model, not a curated record